This is a messenger RNA of Benincasa hispida (wax gourd), 315 nucleotides long. The record is from RefSeq and is a predicted model, not a curated record. Lineage: Eukaryota; Viridiplantae; Streptophyta; Magnoliopsida; Cucurbitales; Cucurbitaceae.
AUGGCCAUAUUUUCUUAUUACCUUAAAGAUUCAGUUGAAAUUUUUAGGGAUGAUUUCUCAGUAUAUGGCAAGACAUAUGAAAUAUGUCUGGCAAAUCUUGAGAACAUUUGGAAGAGAUGUGAAGACACCAACCUGGUGUUCAAUUGGGAGAAAUGUCAUUUCAUGGUGACCGAAGGAAUUGUGCUUGGGCUCAAGGUGUCUAAAUCCGGGUUGGAAGUUGACAAAGCCAAAAUUGAUGCCAUAGAAAAAUUGACACUAUCUACCAACGUGAGAACACUUCGAAGCUUCCUCGGACAUGUUGGAUUCUACCACUGA